AGUCUCCUUCCAGUAUCACAUUGAAGAUCAUCCAGGACGGUUCAGUGCGUUCAGAGUGUCGCUCUUCUGCAAAUCUCAUCAACACCUUGACGACGAGUCCGUGUGCCACGCGCCGAAAUGAUGCAAUACGCCAUUGCGAUCUGCUGCUCAGUGUUUGCACUGCAAGUGCUGGGUCAGUUCAACGAGGCAGCGAGAUUCAAUGCCUUCAACGCCUUCCGACAGCCGCAGGUCACGGCGCGUCCUAUCCAGGCUCAGCAGCGAUCGUCCUCAUGCGCCGAGUCCAACGGACGCUACCCAGUUCACGGGCAGUGCGACGCCUACCUUGAGUGCCGCGAUGGCGUGCCCGAGGAGAAACUCUGCCCCGACGGAUUGCUGUUCAACGAGAAGGCCGGAGUGUUCACAUAUCCCUGCUCAUAUCCGAUUGAUGUGGAGUGUCCGCAGGGUAGACAAGCUCUGCAAGCCGCCCAGCCCACGGACGACUGCCCGCAUCAGUUUGGCUACUUCCGCCUGGGAGACGCUUCCCACUGUGGCCAGUUCAUGAAUUGUGUGGACGGCAGAGGAUUCACAUUCGACUGCCCCGAAGGAUUGGCCUUCAACAAGGACACGUAUCGCUGUGACUGGCCAGAUCAGGUGCCCGAUUGCGAUGCUGAGGCCUUCCUUGGCUUCUCCUGUCCAGCGCCACCGCCAGGCUUCGGUCCCGAGGAGACUCGCUUCUAUCGCUCUCCGCACGAUUGCCAGCGCUACUUCAUCUGCCUGGACGGCCGCCCGAGACUCCACAGUUGUGGCGAAGGGAAUGCCUUCAACGAUCUGACCAACGCCUGCGACGGCAUUGAGAAUGUCACUUCGUGCUACAAUCCAUCAACCUACCGACAAGCCCAGCCGGUGGCAAUCCAGCCCACGCGUCGUCCUACAUCAAGGCCAGCUCUGCAGCCCGUCAAUUUCGAUCCCCGCGGCUCCUUCCGCUUCUAAGCAGCGCCCUGCGAUUGCUGCAAGUGCAGGAAAAACACCCUUGUAAUGCCAGCGAAGUGGGAAAUACACGAAAUAAAUGUCGGAAGAGUG
Molecule: messenger RNA, 1059 nt
Organism: Phlebotomus argentipes
Lineage: Eukaryota; Metazoa; Arthropoda; Insecta; Diptera; Psychodidae
Product: protein obstructor-E-like
Exons: 2
Coding region: 118-969 (283 amino acids)
Cellular component (GO): extracellular region
Molecular function (GO): chitin binding
Source: RefSeq, a predicted model, not a curated record